Messenger RNA from Strongylus vulgaris, 330 nucleotides. NCBI's taxonomy places the organism in Eukaryota, Metazoa, Nematoda, Chromadorea, Rhabditida, Strongylidae. The record is from the annotation of a GenBank genome assembly.
AUGGAGAGUGGCUCACGCCGCAAACAGCUGCGUCCAGCGCGAGUCGACGACGACGAGCAGUCGCUGUCGCCUACCGUAAGCCGAUCUACCGUAUUCGCUACCGAAAUGAGCGCUAAGCCCACUAAUGGGAUGAGAACACCCGCCGGUGAUGACGUCACACAGCCAAUGUUCGACAACAACGUGAAAUCGGAGGUAGACGAAGAGACGGGUAUUGAGAUGCUGUCCGGUGAAACCCGUGGUCCCUAUCCAGUGAAAGAGUUACGAGCAUCUAACAGUGAAGCUGAGAACGCCAUUACGGUAAUUUGUCUCUUUUUUGGAAUUACCCCUUAA